Diorhabda carinulata is the source of this 1022-nucleotide messenger RNA. Its product is annotated as juvenile hormone acid O-methyltransferase-like. The transcript has 3 exons. The record is from RefSeq and is a predicted model, not a curated record. The coding region runs from base 63 to 890 and encodes 275 amino acids. NCBI's taxonomy places the organism in Eukaryota, Metazoa, Arthropoda, Insecta, Coleoptera, Chrysomelidae.
ACUAUCAGAAUUUGAGGUUACUGAAUACAAACUAGUUGUUUUUGUUGUGUGUAGAUAGUAAAAUGAAUGUGAUGGUUUUACCUGAAUUAUUUGCGAAGCAUGUUAAUUUUACAAGUAUACAUUCGGUGUAUCUCUUAAACAAAUAUAAACAUUUAAUUAAAUGGAAAAAUAAUCCAUCAAUUAUGGAAUUUGGUUUUGGAGAUGGCGGUACUUCGGCUGCCGCAUUACAACCACUCAUUCCACAUGAUUGUAAGGAGUUUAUAGCUGCAGAUGUCUCCCAACAAAUGGUCAAGUAUGCAGAGCAGAAUGCGAAAUUACCAGAAAGGGGGAAAAUUAUACAAUUCAAUAUUAGUGCGCAAGAUAUUCCAUUGGAAUUUCAAAAUCGAUUUGAUCAUAUUUUUAGCUUCUUCACGUUCCACUGUAUACCAAAAAUUAGCGCGAGUAAUGCAUUUAACAACGUUUACAAAAUGUUAAAACCGGGAGGUCAAACUUUUCACGUCUUUCUUGAACCCACACCUUUGGAUGAUAUUUUCUAUGAGAUGUCGAAACAUUCAAAAUGGGGAAAAUAUGGACAAGAAUCUAUGUUGUCACCUUACUAUUUUCAAUCAAAUCAACAGGAUGGUUGUAAAAGAGAUCUAGUUAACGCGGGAUUUGUAGAUAUUGAAAUGAGAUUAGAAGAAUUCGUUCAUGAAUUUCCUCACGAGGAAGCUUGGAAGGAAAAUUACAUUGCAGUGAAUGCAGCUUAUUCGUUUAUACCACUUGAAGAGAAAGAAGAAUACAAAAAGUAUUUUUUCCAGCAAAUAAAAGAAAAAGUAAUAAUCAAUAAUGAAGAUGAUGAUCGAUUUCCCAGGAUAAAACAUUCUAUAUUUGUAGUUUCUGCGAAAAAAUAGCAAUUUUACAAUUUAUCACAUUGAAAAAGUAUUAUUAAUUGUUGUUAUGUAUGAUCAAUUAUUUAUAUCGAAUUUAUUUCUUAACGUUUUUGUAAAUAUUUCCAAAUACACAUUUGUUUAUGCAAAAUAUAA